AUGUUCCGCGUCGCCGCACGCAGUGUCGCGCGCCCCGCUGGCUUGUUAGUUGCCUCGCGGGCGGCCGCGCGCGCAUGGUCGACGACUGCACGGCGCCUAACGGCCGAGGAGGGCGGUGGACCGCUCUUUGCCGCUCGCUCCGGUACCACGACGACGAGCAAGGACGAGUCCAAGGCAGAGCGAAACGCCAAGGCAAAGCCACCAACGCCGAGUGUGACGACGACGACGACAAGGACGCCACCAAAGGCAACGGGGAACAAAGCCCCCCCGCCCUCGCCUCCGCCCGCGCCCGCACCGGAAGACCCUCUCGCGGUGCUCGCGUGCGUGGACGAGCUGCGGCGGCGCACUGCUGCUGAGAACUCGCGGCAGCGCAAGGUGGAGAUUAUACGCGAGUAUGAGGACCUGCGGGAGCUCAUCAGCUUCGUGUACCAGCCGCACAUUCGUCUGGGCGUCAGCCCCCGCAACCUCCAGUCGUUCCUCUCGAGCGCAGACGUUGUCCAGCAUGCAGAGGGGUACACCAGCCCACGCACUCUGAUCGACCUCUUCCGGUCGCUGCCGGGCUUGAGCGGGCAUACGCUGCGGUACGCGAUCACAGACUACCUCGUCACCAACAAGAUCUGGUGCGGGCCCGAGGCAGAGCGAGAGGCAGCGGCGGCGGCUGCUGCUGUGCGGGACGGGCGGGAGACGCCAUAUGCGACGUUUGUGCGCCUUGUGGGGCGCUCGCUUAAUGCUGGGUGGGGGGCGAAUACGCUCACAACGGUGUGGCCUGAUGUUGUAGGGGAGGGAGCACCAGCCACGGUCAAGAAGGAGGCGCCUGUCAAGGUUACGAGGCAGCUGCGCGAAGAGGCUGUCGAGGAGGAGGAGGACAACCAGCACGUCGAGGAAGAAGCAGCGGCACCCGCAUCCACACAUGCACCCAUCAACCUCAAGAGCUUCAAGGUCGCGCUCGGGACUACCAUCACGGCGCCUUUUGCCGAGCUCUUCAAGACACCAAGGGGCGGUGGUAUCAACACGUGGUACGCGUCGCGCAAGCUUGACGGCGUGCGGUGCAUCACAUUUGUGGACGUCCUUGUCCCGAAGAGCACGGCGCGGCCCCUGCGCAUUGUCGACAUGCAGUUUCUCUCGCGCUCGGGCAACCACUUCACGUCGCUGGACAACCUGCGCGCGCCGUUGGACAAGGUUGCGAGCCUGCCGGGCCUGCGCGCGUGGCUGGACGCAGAUCCGCUGGCGAUCGCACAGAGCGGGGUUGGCGUCGUCAAGCGGCUGGUGCUGGAUGGAGAGGCGUGCGUGCUCGUCAAGCACGGGGCAGACUUUGAGGAGGACUUUCACGCGACCGUCUCACAGGUCAAGCGCAAGGACACGCCGAUCGCGAACCCGGCAUACUUUUUGCUCGACGUGCUGCCGUGGCACGAGUUUGCGGGCGUGCAAGCUAAACCGGGGCUGGCCAGCACAUUCAUGGAGCGCAACGCGCGGCUCAACUCGCUCGUCGAGCACUGCGGGACGCCGUCUGUGCGCGCUGUCGAGCAGACGCGCGUGACGGGCCAGGAGGUUGUGGAUGACAUGGUGGAGCGCGCAGUGGAGAGUGGCUGGGAGGGGCUCGUGUUCCGCCUGGACGCGCCUUACAAGGGCAAGCGGAGCAAGGACGUGUUCAAGUUUAAAAACUGGCAAGACGCAGAAUACACUGUGCUCUCUCUCGACACGUCUGUGCAGCGCCUUCCAGUUGACGGGGUGUACGGCGAGUACGAAGCAUGCGCCAACGUGUGGAUCGAGCACAAGGGCCACCGCGUAUCCGUCGGCUCAGGGUUUACGCCCGACCAGCGGCUGCGAUACGCGCGCGACCCCUCGCUCAUUGUCGGGCGGCAGAUCACGGUCGAGUACUUUGAAGAGUCGCCAAGCGAGAAGCGCGACGGCGUCAUGUCGCUGCGCUUCCCGCGCGUCAAGGAGGUGUGGGAGGAGGGCAAGCGAGAUAUCUGA
Molecule: messenger RNA, 1974 nt
Organism: Trichosporon asahii var. asahii CBS 2479
Lineage: Eukaryota; Fungi; Basidiomycota; Tremellomycetes; Trichosporonales; Trichosporonaceae
Exons: 3
Coding region: 1-1974 (657 amino acids)
Biological process (GO): DNA repair; DNA recombination
Molecular function (GO): DNA ligase (ATP) activity; ATP binding
Source: RefSeq, a predicted model, not a curated record